This is a messenger RNA of Prorocentrum cordatum, 2418 nucleotides long. The record is from the annotation of a GenBank genome assembly. NCBI's taxonomy places the organism in Eukaryota, Dinophyceae, Prorocentrales, Prorocentraceae.
GUGGGUCCACGACAUCAGAGGCGAGCGCUACAACUCUUUGGAACAUUGGAAGGAGUGGUGUGUUCCGUACACUGUGGCAUCGCUCUCACGUCGGUCUAUGCGCGGCCUCCGUCAGAACCUGGAGAAUUACUACCGCAUGUCGUUGCAGGACAUCGCAGAACAUUUAUGCACGCGCGCUUGGGUCACAGCGGAGCCGCACAGGGCUUUCUUCUUCAACACGCUCAACUCCAUCAGGAACCCUAGGCGCUACAGGAGAUUCCUGCGAUGGCAUUUCGACGACCUUAGUGAGCUGCGCCGACGGUUUCGACGCCUUCUCGGGAAUCGAGUUCCUCCAGAUCGUUCCUUUCCUGACCAAGUUGACGGCGACAUGGAGGACGAUCAGGCUCAGGAUCGAAUGCGCAUCUUCUGGGACUGGGUCAUACAAGCAAUUGGGGCCACUCAGGCUACCGAGAAGGAGGCGAAGGCUGACAAAGGAGAUGGUGCACAGUUUCGGGUGUACAUGCGUAAUAUGUCGACCUGGGGUACGUCGGCCAAGGCGCUGUUGAAGCGGUCCUACGACGCGGUCAUCAUCCAGGAGACCCACAUGGACAUGGCCGAAACCAAUGACGUCUUGUUGGAGUUUGAUAAAGCUGGUUACAAAAGUAUGGUGUGCCCAGCGGGUGCUGAGUCGGCUAUCUUCACGAAGAAAGCUGGUGGUGUCGCGAUGGGUGUCUCAAAGAAAUGGUCUUCUUGGUCACUCAGGCACUUGGCCUCCAACAAGGACGAGCUACCUGGUAAGCGAGCAGAUAAAGGCAAGAAGGACGUGGCGGCUCUUACCACUGGAGUUCGUUUUAAGGAUCUGGUCGGGAUGCAGGUGCUUUUGAAAGGUGCACAUCUCACGAUUAUCGGAGGCUACCUAUACAAUGGGUUGGGCAUCACGGGCGCCAACGUGGAGAAACUUAGACAUUUGGCCUCACUCGUUUCCUCUUUAUCGACACCUUGGGUCAUCUUAUGCGACUGGAACUUCCCUCCAGAUACCCUCCGCAAGGCCGGGUGGCUCAAUUUGGUCCAAGGCAAUAUCUUGGUGGCAGACAACGUGGACUACACGUACACUGGAGGGCAGGGAACGCUCCUAGACUAUGUUGUGGCCUCAGGGCCUGCCUUGGAGUACCUGGACCGCAUUCACGCCGACACGGAUCAUCGCUGGUCGGAACCGCCGUCGUACGUCACGGACUCCCACGCUUGGCUGCUUACCUCUGAUAGUGCUGGCAAGCUGGGCAUUGCCUUCGGUGAGUGGGUUGGCAAGGUUGAAGAGUUCUUCAGCCACCUGCUCGACGGUGAGGGUCUGGACAAAGACAGCAAGGAGAAAACGGCUUGGUGCAGGAAGCUGCGGCAGCUCAACAUCGCCACGAACGACACCAUCAGGCGCUACAAGGACGAGAGCAGCAAGAUUGCUGCCAGCUUGCAGCGGAUGGAAUGUUACUCCCAGUAUCUGGCCUUCUCCCAAUGGGCGGAGGAGCAGUACGUUGCAGCACCUGGGAAGCUGUUUCGACUUAUCAAGGACAAGGCCACCUCGAAGGAUGAGUUCGAGGAAGGCCAGGUAAUAUCGUCGGACCCCCUCACGGCGAUGGACAUUCGGGCUAAGGUGUGGAAGAAGAAGUGGAGCGACCAGCAGCUCGACAUCGGCCAGGUCACCAUACUCUUGGGACGUGCUAGGGCUCGCGCUCGUGAAGAUGCUUUCCCUCUCUUCGACUUGGAGACGCUGGAAGACGGCAUCCGAAGGAUGAAGGGCACUUCGGCGAAGGGCAUUGAGCAGUUGGGGAAGAGGGGCCUCAUCUGGCUGCCCGAGCAAGGUGAGCAGGAGCUGGUCCAACUUUUUCAACUUAUCGAACAGUCAGUGGCAUGGCCUUGGCAACUUACGGUGGUUCUGGUCACUCUUCUACGCAAGCCGAGCGGUGACGACAGGGCCAUUGGUAUAUUAUCGACCUUGGCGAGGCUCUGGUCGAGUUGUCGAGGCGAGUACCGUGCCAGCUGGACUAAGGCAAAGGCUGGGCAUUGGGAUGCAGCAGUGGCAGGUUCCUCAGCCUUGCGCGAGGCCUUAGCUCGCAGCUACCUGGACGAGACGGUCGCGCUCACCACGAUUAAAGAUUGGGUGCAGGCCAGCGUGCUGUGGGACAUUGAGGGGUUUUACGACGCUCUCAAGUGGCAGCUCUUACUGGAGACUGGUAUGGAGCACGAUUUUCCACCGUGCAUCUUGGCAUUGGAGAUGAUUUUACACAUGGGAGUGCGUUUCCUCCGUGACAGUGGUUAUUAUUCUGAUGCCAUCAUACCCGAGCAGGGCAUGAUAGCUGGACUCGGCGGCGCAGUGGAUUUCUCUCGCUGUUCUUUGUACAACAUCUUGGACAGAGUGGCGCAGGGGUCUCCUGGUGUUACGGUCAG